AUUUCAUAUCAUAAUCGUCGUUGAGUUUUAUUUUAAGAUUGUGUUCUAUUCAAUUUCUGUGAUGUUAAUAUAAGUUAUAAAUUAAACAUCGUUGCCAUACUAAACACGCUUAUUAUCUAGUUGAAUUAGUUUAAUUAAAUAAUGGAGCCGAGGGCAUUUCAAACGCCGCAAAAAGCUAUGAAAUUUGUGGCUAGUGCGAUGCAAAUCGGUACUCCGCAGAAUAAAACUAGAGAAGCAUUUGAAACGCCUAAAUCAAUUGCUUUUCAUAGCUCCGGGAAUUUUUCUUUGCUCCCGGUCGUGAAUACUCCGCCGUCGCGAUUCCCAAAAGUUGUGAAUCCUUUUGAGCUUGGUCUCGCGGAUCGUUUGCAUUUGCCGCUAAUUUGUAGUCCAUCACUUUUCCAACGUCCAAAUACACCACAACAUUCAUCAACUCAAUUCGAAUGGACUAUCGAGGAAGUUUCAUCACUAGGACCAGCAAAUGUCGAGCCACAUGAAACCCAAUUUCAGGCGACACCAGAUCCUGACCUAGAGGCUAAAGCUCAAGCUGCCAUAAGUUCUUAUUUUAAAGACCAAAUAAUCGUCCCAAGUCCUGUGGAAUGUUCGCUUCGUAAUCGUAAAAUAGCAUUAGAUAAUAUAUUGAAUAGCAAUAGCCCGCCAGUUCGAUCUGGAAGAAGAAUACGAGAUGGUAUAGCACAAACCGUCAUGUCUAUACCUCCCGUGGUACCACCAGAAGUUGAAGAGAUGCUCAAGAGAUUCCUAACGUACAACGCCGAUCAACAACAAUCACCCACCGUUUCCUGUGAUAAUACUAUAGACUAUGAGGCACAAGAUAUAUCUUUGCGUCGAAAAUUGUUCGGUAUGCCGCUAAUGAAUAAGGACGUGGAAGAGGCAGAGAAAGAUGACGAUAUAUAUGAUGUCGAUUUGAGUGAAAUUGAAAAUGAACGUAGUCCACCGCCUAAAACUCCUGAUUUGCAAACAGACCCCAUGCCAUUACGUGGAUUUGGCAGCCCAUUCGGGAAUAAUUCAUUUGGCGAAUUGUCGCCGAUCUCAAAACUUGACUCAGGUAAAAAAACACACGAAUGCUCCCCUCUGGACGAAACCCUUGAUAAUACAAUUGAGAUAGGCGAUGAGGACUACAGUUUCGGAAAGGCUCUAAAGUCCACGCAACAGUCGUCGCGGGAUGGCAGUAGCAAUACUGAAAACAUUCCCAACCCUCAAAAUCAAUCUUUGUUUCGAUCAACACCAGAUCGAACACCAGCUCCGAAUGGUGCUAUUGAUAUGUCGGUUGAUGGUAGUUUCAUUAAGAACCGACACCAACGAACAGUCGGCAACGGAUCAAAGAAUCUUUUCCCCAGCGAUUUUGAUAAUGCAUCGGAGCAUUCGUUUCUUGUCGCUGAUGAAGAUGACAUGCAGAUCAGCCAGCUAUCAGCGAAAAGUACCAGCUCGUCAAGUUCGUCGCAGCACUCUGACACACCGAUGCGUCGUCGUCGAAACCGUUCAGCAAGUAGAAGAAAUCUAUCAAGGUCUUUCUCGUGUCCCGUGACCGAUGAUGAGGACGAAGCGGAUGCUAAUUUGUUCUCAUUGAAAAAAGUGGCACUUGCAGAUAGGAAAUCAAGCCUUGAAAUGAGAGUACAACAAACCGGAUUAAUAUGCGGCGGGGAUAGUGCAGCAAUGAAUAUCACUGAACGCUCGAUAUUUUACCGAGCAGACAGUGGAUUCAACGAAAUGGCUACACACGACGAGUCCAAAUUCCCCAGUGAAAUAGAGGACUUGAAAAGAAACUUAAUGCCGAUUGACGGCGAUAUUAGUAUGACUACUUGAUGUUGCAAUAAAUACACUCAAAUGGAGUAUUGGAUCUUUGUAGGUAGAACACAUAUGCAGUCAUCAAUCCUAGAUAAUCAGAGAUUAUCAAUUCAUAGAAUAAUUUAGUGUCACCCUUCAUUCAAAUUUCCACUCUAGCCAUCACCUUUAAACGUAUAAGCUUAAGACAAAUCACAAAAUCAGAAUUAAGAUAAGUUUCCCGGAUAGAUAUUUUCGCAGGAUCUCAAUAUUUCCUCAUGUGCGUUUUGAUACCUACAAAGAUCCAUAAGUUUAUUUUUAAAACGAUUUCACAAUGAUAUUGGUCCUUUUCAUCCGUGUUCAUUUUAAUAUAGUAUUUUUUAAAUUUAGAAAAAAAAAGUGCAUUGACUCAGCCAAUAUUUGGCUUUUCCUUUUUGAGAGAUGAAGGACUGUAAUUGUUUUUAUUAUAGUUAUGUACAUGGCAUUGCUUCAUGAAUUUAUGUCCACAAUAGAUGAAAUGCUUAUACGAUGUAAAUAGAAGAUUAUGGACAGUAAAAAGGCAUUAAACUUGAUCGUGCUUCAAUUAAAAAAACAAUUUUUUACUUUCU
Hermetia illucens (black soldier fly) is the source of this 2387-nucleotide messenger RNA. It is a transcript of the gene bora, whose product is annotated as protein aurora borealis. The record is from RefSeq and is a predicted model, not a curated record. The transcript is spliced from 3 exons. Gene Ontology annotation, molecular function: protein kinase binding. Bases 142 to 1821 code for a protein of 559 amino acids. Gene Ontology annotation, cellular component: nucleus; cytoplasm. Gene Ontology annotation, biological process: regulation of mitotic spindle organization; activation of protein kinase activity; regulation of mitotic nuclear division. Lineage: Eukaryota; Metazoa; Arthropoda; Insecta; Diptera; Stratiomyidae.